AUGAGGAUCCCCACAGCUCAGGAUUCUUCCCCAGGAUAUCCAGCAUUAAAGCCAAAGGGAAGAUACAGAGGAGUGAAGAACAGGUAGGGGAAUCUGUUCCUGAUCUUCCUGAGCGCACAUCUGUCUGAGAGACCCAACAUCCAACCUUCCUCUUGGACCUAAUGCAUUUGCUAGACAGCAGCUAGGACCAGUCAACGUUUCCCUUUUUUUAAAGAGAAAUUCCCUUAUUCUGAAUAGGAUUCCUCGCAAGAAAAGGGAAAAGUUGACAGCUAUGGUCCUAGCAGAGUGAGACUUUUGGGCAGGUUGUCCACAGCUCAUUCAGUUGAACGAGUAGGAGGGUCCCUAAACACAGUAGGAAUGGCAUGCCACAUUUUGAAGUAAAUACACUCAGUGAAGUAAUACCCAACUCUCAAACUCCCUUUUAGGGAUUCCUCUGAGUCCCAGAAGAUUCGCUUAUUUCAGAGUCCAACGGGUAGGACCCUAAGUCCCGACAGGUGGGGAGAGGGACCCUCCUUUUUACAGGAUUCCUGUUGUCUAUGUUUUUAAAUGGUCUACUUUGCCAAGACUCAUCACGUGGCUUCCUACCCAGAAUCCCUUUGCUCUCUGUGGGUCUACUCCAUUCUUCCUAUUCCUCCUUUACCUUUGGUUCCUUACUUGCCACAGAUGUACCGAGCUGCCCCCAACAUUGCAUGGCAGUUCAGAGACCACGGGCGGCGGCAGCGUCUACCCAGAUGAACCCCAUAGGUGCCCCCCCGAAAGAAUUAAUUGUGGACCUGAAUUUUUAAAAUGAAUACAAACAAUACAUUCAGAACAAAAUGCCAAGUUAAUUGCAAAUCAGGUGAUAACGGAUGAAUGCAAGAUACAAAAAGGAACCAGACAAGGAUGCCCGCUAUCUCCGCUGCUGUUUAUUCUGGUCCUGGAAGUACUUGCAGGAUCAGUGGGACUGUCUGAAAAAGAAAGAGCAUUUUUGGCAGUACAUUCAUUUUUAUCACUGCUGUUUUCCCUAGUAGGGAAAGGUUCAUUCUGCUCCAUAUUUCUAAGUUCCUUUUUAUCUCAGACCACACUGGAUUUACGUGACCUUGGAGCCAAAGAAGUAAGUGACUAUACAACCUUUAAUAGACAUCUAAAAGCAGCUCUGUAUACGGAUAUAAUAAUGAUAAUGAUAAUAAUAAUAAUAAAUAAUGGUUUUUAAUGUUUUUAUAUAUAUCUUGCAAACUGCCCGGAGUGGCUGGGGAAUCCCAGUCAGAUUGGCAGGGUAUAUGCCCGUAUAAUCCUGCCCGGAUCUUGCAACCCAGCUGAUAGGCUUUUUCAGUGCCCGUCAAUAAAUACAACUGGACUAGUAAGCAGACACAACAGGGACUUCUCAGUGGUGGCUCCACAAUUCCUGUACAGAUAAUGGCUGACCCUGCGUCUCACAUAUGUAAACAGCUUUGUCAAUUUUUUAAUUUUUCUUUAAUUUCAGGCUCAAUUUUUUAAUGAUAAAAGCAUAAAUGAAUGAACUAAGCAGUAGACAUUCUGUUAAACUUUGCUUUUCUGUAGAUUUUUGUAUAAAACAUUUAAGAGGGAAAUGAUUGUUUUUAAACCACAUCCAUUAAAGAGUUGCAAGUAUGUGUCUGAACAUGCAUGUCCAGCACUCACGUGUAUUCAUACACACACUGGAUAUUUUGCUAGAGUUAUGAAGUGCAUCGGUUUAUGAAUAUGUGUUUGCCCACAAGAAGUAAAAGUAAAGAAGCAAAGGCUCUGUGGUCCAAAGCCUCUUGGAACUCAGCUAUACAGCUGCAAAUACAAUGUUUUAUGUGCAUUAUACAAAUGUGACACUAGAUGGCGAUGGUGAGCUAAUGGCAAAUUCCAUAUUUUUAGAAAACUUUUUUUUAAAAAGAAUUUUCACGGCGCCUUUUAUAUAUGUGUAGAUUCAGCCUUGGGUUUGCUGAUCGCAAGGUUGGCGGUUUGAAUCUGCAUUUGUGCCAGCUCCUGCCAACCUAGCAGUUUGAAAGCAUACCAGUGCAAGCAGAUAAAUAGGUAUUGCUAUGGCGGGAAGGUAAAUGGCAUUUCCGUGUGCUCUGGCACUCGUCACAGUGUCCUGUUGUGCCAGAAGCAGUUUAGUCCUGGCUGCCACAUGACCAGGAAAGCUGUCUGCAGACAAUUGCCGGCUCCCUCUGGUCUGAAAAGCGAGAUAAGUGCCGCAUCCCAUAGUCUAAUUUGGCUGGACUUACUCAUCCAGGGGUCCUUUACCUUUCCCUUUCUCCACAAGAAGUUAUUACACAAAAGCAAUAAAGAAAGCUUGGUCUUUUAUACGAAACGAAAAUGACAGAAUACAGUGGUACCUCGGUUUAAGAACAGUCCUGUUUAUGAACGAUUCGGGUUACGAACUCCGCAAAACCGGAAAUGGUGUCCCCGUUUGCGAACUUUUACCUCGGUCUAAGAACGGAAUCUGAACGACGGAAAGGCACCGGUGGCCAGAGGCCUCAUUAGGGAAAGUGCACCUCAGUUUAAGAACGGUUCCGGUUUAAGAACGGAUUAAGUUCAUAAACCGAGGUACUACUGUACAGCAGUGCUGCUCUACACAUCAAAUUUACGGUUUAAGCUAGCAGAAAAUGCAGCAGUGGCCUUUGGCCUUUCAAAUUUCAGCAGUACCCUGCAGGGUGGAUCAGAGGGGCGUAGCCUUGGGCACAUGAUUCUGAGGGGGCGCGAACCAGAUGCCCCACACAGGGAUUCCCUUCCUGCCCUUUGGGGGUAUCUAUGGGCCCCAGAGCCUGGCCUGGCUUUCCGCUUGACACAUAGCCCCCUCACUGAAUGGCAGCCCAGCCAGUGAGGGGAGGGGUGUGCCUGCCAAGGGUUGGGUUGGCCAGCUGGGGUGCUCCCCAGCGCAGGUGGGUGGGCAGGUGCCGCAACACAGCUCCGUGAACCCUCUGUGCUCUGCAUGUGGCCAGCAGUGAGAGCUGUGAUGUCGCAGUAAGUUUUGUUCAUCCUCAGUGUCCUACCGCUCUCCCACAUGGUGUGUGAGUAUGCCUGGGCAACCCGGGUGCCAGCAAAGGACACAAUGCCACUGGCGCCGCGUGCAACACUAAAAUUCGGCACCACCACGACUCUGUUGGAAAUCAAGCCUUCUUCAGGAGAAGGUGGCAACUCUCCCAGACUCCCGGCUUGGUCUCCGGUGACCUCCCUGUCUGCAAUUCCCGCAGGAUCCAGGCUAGGUCUCAAUAGGCGACACCUCCCAGCGUGGGAGAGGCACACCCCCUCCUUCCUGCUCCCUGGCAGGGAAAGGAGAUAGACAGAAACGUCUAUUUUACAUGCUUUUAUUUUGACUUUUCAGCACUACAGAAAACAUGUCCGUUUACUUCAAACUCCUUCCAGCAAGUGACAAAUACUUCCUGUACAAACGCAAGAGGAAGGUCUCAAAUUACACUCUGAGCAAAUUCCGGUGCAUCGCCCUGUGAACUGACUGUCCCACUGUUUCCCACAGUCAGUCCCAUCAUUCCCAUCAUGUGUUGUUUUCAAGCUACCAGUUUGCAGCUGCGUUGCUUCUAUAUCGUAACAGACUCCACUUCCGCUCUAAGUCAUUGUUGCAGUGCCCUCUCAGCUGGACGAAGCAGUCGUGCUCCCCUAAGUCCGCCUCCAGCCCAUCCGACAACACACAUAGAGCCAACUCCUAUCGGCUGAGGUCCCUUUGGCCAUGGGCGUAGCGGGGAGGGGGGCAGUUUGCAGCUGUACCCCCUAAAUCAGGCAUCCCCAAACUCGGCCCUCUAGCUGUUUUGGGACUACAAUUCCCAUCAUCCCUGACCACUGGUCCUGUUAGCUAGGGAUGAUGGGAGUUGUAGUUCCAAAACAGCUGGAGGGCCGAGUUUGGGGGUGCCUGCCCUAAUUCAAAUAAAUAAAAAAAAUAAAAAUACCUAACUGGGUGUAGUCAACUGCGAGGGGGGGCAGGAUCCACAAAUAUCAGUGGAAAGCAUUGAAAGCACGCAAUUAUCUGAGGUUCUGCCCCCCCCCCCCACUCCCAGUAGAAGCCAGCCCUUACGCAAUGUCUUAUCUACGGGGUAUUUUUUAUCCAUGAUUUCUGAAGAAAAACAUUUGAUUACUUUUUAAAAAAACAAACCUUUGGCUCCCCCCCCUCCAAAUCCUGGCUUAUGCCCAUGCUAACUGACCAAUUGCGUUGCAGAUAAGUUUGUUCUGCCGCCCCACAACAUAAAACCUGCCCCCCCAAUAAAUCCUGGCUACUCCCAUGCCUUCAUUCUCAUACCCAUAAAAUAUUUGAGGAGGCUGCUCCCCGUCCGCCCCCCCGAGAGAGAGAGAGAGAGAGAGAGAGAGAGAGAGAGAGAAGAAAAAUUCAAGUGCAUGAUAGCUUCCUCUCCGGUGACGCGGAGGCACCGGCGGCCAGCAGGUGGCGCUGCGCGCAAUCCAGCUUGGGGCCAUCUCUACGCGGCCACUUCCCCUCCCUCUCUAUGGUCGCCACUUCCUGUUUGGCGUACGGAGGCGGCGGCGAAGGGAGCGGAAGGGCCGGUACCUGCUCCGAGGUGGGCGGCGGGGCUUCCUCAUCCCCUUUGCCCGAGGGGGAGGGGAGGGGCCCUCCCGGCCUAAUUGGGGUGGGGGUGUCUUUGCAUCUCUGCUCAGCAGAGAGAGAUUCCCAAAAUUUCUCUUCCUCAGUAAAUUGAAACAUAAAUUAUAAACUGAAUUUCCCCUCAAACGGCCCUGGAGGCUUGAGCUGAGAUUCCUGGGUUGGGGGGGAAGGGUGAGUUGGGGGUUGGACUAGAUGACCCUCAGGGGUCCCACCCAACUCUGAUUCUACUCUUCUGUCUUGAAGGGAGGCAGAAGAGGGAGAAGGCGGUGCUCGAGAGCCAAGGCAGCAACCGGAUGAUGCAGCCUUCUAAUGCGGCGACCUUAAAAAUAAAAUUAAAUUAAAAGGUGAAUUUGCAAAACUGACAGAUUUAAUAAGGCAUAAAUCAAAAAUUAUAAUUCAGAAACAAUGGGAAUGCUUAAAUGAAUAUUUAUACAAGCAGGGCUCAAAUAGGAAAGUUUGGUUGUGCCUAGACUAACCUUGAGAAGAAUAUAGAGAACGGAUUAUGAAAGAACCUAAGGAAGGGAAAUGAUUGAAGAACAGAUGUAAAGGCGAGCAAGAUAACGAAGAGGCGUGCGGUGAAUGCGGUGGAAGUCUUUUAUAAUAUUUUAACUAAGAUUUCUAUAUUGUAAUGUUUGAAGCAUGAAUUUGGUAAUAUUGGUUGUGAAAAGUAUUUUCUUUUUUAGUUUGCAUUUUGGAAAACAUGUAUUUAAAUGUGUUUACAGGGUUAUGUAUUGUUUUUUGUUUUGUUUUCUUGCAAAAUUCAAUAAAAAUUAAUAUUAAAAAAAAUAAAAAGGUGAAUUUGGGUUGCCAGGCUGGUGCUCUCCCAUUUACAGGGGUUUGCUGGCCCCUGGCCUUUCCUCAGAGACUCCCAGGGGCCGAAUGCCUACCCUGGCGGGAAGCCUGCAAAGAGGACCCGAGUGCUACAGCACUCUCCCCAAUUUCUUUAAAAAGUAGCUUUUAAUUAAAUAUUUUAUUGGCUUGCAAAAGUACGUGCAUUGUCUCUUUUCUGUUCAGGUUGUGCUUUCUACAGAUCAGUUGGCAUUUGUUGUUUGAUUCCCAGGGGAAGGUGCUCUCUUGGACCUUCUGAGCUGGCUAGUAGCCGUAUUUGUGACCAAAUCUGUAUUCAGUAGACAUCAUCGCCCUCAUUUCUGACACCUGCCUCCUUUGUGGCCAUUCAGGGAAAGCAGGGUCUAUUUAAGCAUCUUCUGUUGCUUAAGUUGCCCGUUUUCUGCCCAGACGUCUUAGCUGCUUGCUCUGCUUCAGUCUCCUCAGCCUCUUCUGCCUUGGACGGCUGGAUUUUUCUUCCUCUGGCCAGUUCAAGGAUGAGAUGUUGUCUGGAAGAUUCGCUCUGGGAUUUCCCCUAGGAAUGUUCCUUUAGUGGGUCUUGUUUGGCCGAGGAGUCUAUCAAGUUCUAGUGGGGCUGAGUUGCUUUCCUGCGGGCUUUGAUGUGACUGACUUGGGUGGCUGCUUUUGUAGUUGUGUGGCAGUUUCUCACCAUGGGCAAAGGAGCCUACUUUUGACUUGCAAUUUCUUCUCUUUCCCCAGGAUUUUGGAAUCAACAGAACAGCUGUAGGGAGAUUGCAAAUGCAUCUUUGGGAAGUCCAGAAGCAUCGUUUAUUUACAAUAUGUACAAAGAGAAUUUUAUGCCAUCCAGGAUACGACAUUUGGUGGGUGUGCAUGAGGACUUAUUUUUUAAUUUGAUGCACUAUAUGUGAUGAAAAGGACCCAGCUACAAGGCCUGAAAUCAUUCAGAGGUUGGAGGAGAGACUCUCCGGUAAGCAGAAAGAAAAGGCAGGAGUGUGGAUGAAAUUGGUGGGGGACAGAGAUCUAGGGCAUAAACGUUAAUAUAAUAAUAAUAAUAUUUUUUUAUUUAUACCCUGCCUCCGCCCUUCCCGGUUCAGAAAACCGGGCUCAGGGCGGCUAACAACAAAUUUAAAAUACUUAAUUGAUGCAACAAAAAACAGCAUAAAAUUCAGUAUAAAACGUGAAUAACAAUAAAUUCAGAAUUCAAAAUCAAUUUAAGGGGGAAAUCCAUCCAAUAAGCAUUAGAUGAUCACCAGGGCUAGCUGGCUAAAUUAGUCCUAUUUGGCCCAGCGAGGAGACUAGGGGAGAAUUAGCUGUGGGAUCCCAGAGCGGGUAAUCUUCAUAAAAAGGGGAGGGGGAGGGAAGGAAGGGGAAUAAAAGAUCAGGCUAAUUUCAAAUUGAAAGUCAGGUGGAAUAGCUCUGUCUUACAGGCCCUGCAGAAGGAAGUUAAAUCCUGCAGGGCCCUGGUCUCAUGGGACAGAGCAUUCCACCAGGUCGGAGCCAUCACUGAGAAGGCCCUGGCAGGUCAGCAAUACUGAAGCAAACUCGGCAUAAAGGAGAACACUUUAUGUGACAAAGACAAUUGCAAUGGGUUUAUUCAGAGCAGUUGAGGCUCCCCAAAUGUAUUCUAUAAUAUUUUAAUCCAUGAAACCCACAUUCGUAUAAAGGUUUUAAUUCUUCCUAUCCCUUUUCUGUCCUCUGCAGGCAUUGGAAUCGCCCAACUUGAGAUCUUUCUCUCUGCUUUAAAGUGUGUUGUGGCAUCAUUGUGA
Messenger RNA from Podarcis lilfordi (Lilford's wall lizard), 7128 nucleotides. The record is from the annotation of a GenBank genome assembly. Lineage: Eukaryota; Metazoa; Chordata; Lepidosauria; Squamata; Lacertidae.